This is a messenger RNA of Neolamprologus brichardi, 7045 nucleotides long. It is a transcript of the gene ddhd1b, whose product is annotated as DDHD domain containing 1b. The record is from RefSeq and is a predicted model, not a curated record. Lineage: Eukaryota; Metazoa; Chordata; Actinopteri; Cichliformes; Cichlidae. Gene Ontology annotation, molecular function: glycerophospholipase activity; metal ion binding. Gene Ontology annotation, cellular component: cytoplasm.
GACUGCGAAUCCCAUCAUAGCUUAUUGUGCUUAUUCCAGCCAUUAUCAGAGAAAGGGGGAUGCAAAUGGGGUCAGGAAAGCAGGGAUUUAUCUUUACUUUGUUCAGCUUUAAUGUGUAGCUAUAAUGGCAAGAAAGACAGUGAGUAUAGGUGCAGAAAAGUAAACCGUUAAUCGGGUCCACUGGUCUGGUGGGAGGACAUCAUUGUGAGUUUUCCUGUGGACUCUAAAAAUGAGCAGUAUAAAGGAAAAGGGGACUAUUCGGCAGCAGAGCUCCGAGAAUAACUCUGUGAGCAGCAGUGAGUGGGACAUGGCAAACGAUGUGUUUGUGUCCGGUUUUGACGACAGCGUGUUAUCGGACAGCAUCGGUGAUGGGGACCAGGAGUCGGCACAGUCCAGCUUACUGGACACGCGUCUGCCCUUGGAUGGGAUGAUGUUGGGCCUGGAUCGGGUUGAAUAUUCUGCCUCAUCCUAUCUGGAUUUCGAGCCAAACUACACCGAAAGCGAUGGCAACCUUACAACCAAAAAGCGCAUCCGGUCCAACAGCUCCCGGCACCGCGGUGACAUCGUUACAGAGCUGGGACCAGAGGAGGUCCGCUGGUUUUACAAAGAGGACAAACGGACGUGGAAGCCUUUCGUCGGACACGAUUCUUUAAAAAUCGAGAUCAUCUACCGGCGGCUCGUUGACCAGAACCAGGAUAAGGCCGUGGAUCCCAAUGAAGCCGACGAAAAGGAGACAACCGGGUCCUCUGAGCUGCAGCCGGAAAGCUCGGCCGUGGACAGUACAAGUUUCAGGGCGGAACCGGCAGUGCAACAGCUCUCAGUGUCAGAGCAAAUCACAGAGCCGGUCCACAACGGCGGCACCAGCGUGGAGGCAGUGUGUGUCAGAGGGGGCCUUUAUGAAGUGGAUAUCAAAGAAAAGGAAUGCUACCCUGUUUAUUGGAACCAGCAAGACCGAAUUCCUGUGAUGAGGGGCCAGUGGUUCAUUGAUGGAACUUGGCUUCCACUGGAGGAGGAUGAGAGUGAUCUGAUUGAGCAGGAACACCUUUUACGCUUCCGGGGGCAACAGAUGAGGGACACCUAUGAGAUCGAGGCAGUGACCACCACAGUGGACAGCAAGGACGCUAUCCACAGUCUGAAGCUGAACAGGAGUCAUGUGGACUGGCACAGUGUGGAUGAGGUGUAUCUGUACAGCGAUGCCACCACCUCGAAGAUUGCACGUACUGUAACUCAGAAACUGGGCUUCUCUAAAGCCUCCAGCAGUGGGACACGUCUCCAUCGAGGGUACGUGGAAGAGGCUGCACCUGAAGACACCCCACCUGAAACCACACACAUUGUAUUUGUGGUGCAUGGCAUUGGCCAGAAGAUGGACCAGGGUCGCAUUAUCAGGAACACCAGCAUGAUGAGAGAUGCUGCCAGAAAGAUGGAGGAAAAACACUUCUCAGAUCGCACCACAGAGCAUGUAGAGUUCCUUCCUGUGGAGUGGAGGUCCAAACUGUGUCUCGAUGGAGACACGGUGGACUCCAUCACUCCAGACAAGGUUAGAGGUCUAAGAGACAUGUUGAACAGCAGUGCCAUGGACAUCAUGUACUACACAAGUCCUCUGUACAGAGAUGAGAUUACCAGGGGAUUGACUCUGGAACUGAAUCGUCUGUACUCACUCUUCUGCUCACGGAACCCAGACUUUGAGAAAAAUGGGAAGGUGUCCAUAGUGUCUCACUCACUGGGCUGCGUCAUCACCUUUGACAUAAUGACGGGCUGGGAUCCAGUUCGCUUUCAUCAUCCAGAAGCCCUAGACCCAGAGGAUCCACAGAUCCACUGGCCUACUGAUGAAAAGCACCACCUUCAGGAGCAACUGAGACUAACGCGCCUCAGGUUGAGGGACUUAGAGGAUCAGUUCCAGGGUCUGCAGACUUCGUCUUGUGUUCCAGUGCCCGCCUUGAAAUUCAAGGUAGAGAAUUUCUUCUGCAUGGGGUCUCCUCUGGCUGUAUUCUUAGCAUUGCGAGGAAUCCGUCCUGGAAACAAUGGCAUGCAAGACCACAUCCUUCCAAAAUCUAUCUGCAAUCGCCUCUUUAACAUAUUCCACCCUACGGACCCUGUGGCGUACAGACUGGAGCCUCUAAUCUUAAAGCACUACAGUAACAUUGCACCUGUUCAGAUCCACUGGUACAACACUACCAACCCGGCACCGUAUGAUCUGAUCCGGCCCACGCUGCUCAAUCCCCUGAAGGAGACUGUGUCUGUCUCAGAUUCAGAGAGCAUCCCUAGCCCUUGCACGUCUCCCCCCCAGCCCCGACGGCACUAUGGAGAGUCAAUCACCAGCCUGGGCAAGGCCAGCAUCAUGGGUGCUGCAAGUCUCGGAAAGGGAAUUGGAGGAAUCCUAUUUUCCCGCUUUUCCCGUUCCAGCGGCCAGGUGGGUGGAGUGGAGGAGGAGCCAUCAGAUUCUGAGAGUGGGACCUCUGACGUAAAAAAUGUGGGAACAGGAGAGGAAGAAGUAGCAAUGGCAGAGAAAGAAGACAAAGACAAACAAAUAAUGGAGGAAAGAAGGGAGGUGGAGCCUGCCAUGUCCCAGUCCACCUCAGCUGUCAUGGACAUCACCUCAUUGGAAUUGGAGAGACGCAUUGACUUCGAGCUGCGGGAGGGAUUAGUAGAAAGCCGCUAUUGGUCAGCUGUGACUUCACAUACAGCCUAUUGGUGCUCAUAUGAUGUGGCUCUGUUUCUCCUCACCUUUAUGUACAGACAACAUGAGCUUCCUGAACCUGCUGAAGACAACUUAGACGCUACAUAAGUGCAAAGUGAGAGUGGGACCUGUACACCUGAGUCAAUUUACUUUCUUUUUCCAACUUUUGAAAUCCAAAUUCAAUUUCAAAAAUGUUGGGAUGCUGUAUAAAAUGUAAAUGAAAACAGAAUUUUCAAAUUUCAAAUUCCGUUUUAUUCACAAUGCAACAAAGAAAACAUAUCAGAUGUUAACACUGAGAAAAUUUACCAUAAAAAAACCAAGGCCUUUUUAAUUUUAUUGUAACGAAGUCUCAAAAAAGUUUGCACAGUUUCACGUUUACCACUGUGCACCACUACCUUUUCUGCAAAGGUUUGUUGUAGCUAGACUUCUGCAAGAGGAAUGCUGCCUCCUUCUUUUCUGAUAAAUCUAUGUUGUGUUGCUCUAAAACCUCUGUAUACAUUUCAGCAUUGAUGGUGCCUUCCCAGAUACAUAGGUUGCCAAUUACAUAGGCACAAAUGAACCCCUGUACCAUCAGAAAUGCAGGCUUUUAACUGGGUGCUGAUAACAAGCUGGGUGAUGCCUCUUAUCAUUAGUCCUGAGGAUAAGGUAUUCAUGUUUUCCAAAAACAAUUAAAAAAUUUCUGUUGUGUGUUCACAGAACGUUUUUCUAUUUUGUCCAUUCUGAGACAAAGAAUGGACUGAGACUGUCUUCUCUGAGCUUUGACCCAGAGAAAAGUGAUCAUGUUCACAUAUGGCUUCUUUUUUGCAUAAUAGAGCUUUAAUCUGCAUAUGUAGAUGGCACAACAAACUGUGUUCAGACAGUGAUUUCUGGAAGUGUUCCUGAACCAUGCAGGGAUUUCCAUGACAGAAUUAUGCUUGGGGACCUAAAGACCACCAAUCUCAUAAAUCCUUGAGGAGACUGCUGUUGUAAUUUGGUACUAUAUAAAUUAAAAUUAAAAUAACAUCACUCUAAAACCCUAACCACUAACUCUCUGAUGGCGGCUUGUUGUUGGUUCACUGCUGUAUAGUUCUACCUCCUUUGCACCGAAUAUAUAUGUGCAGCAUGGCUUCUUUAAUGGUUCCUCCUCCUUUUGUAAUAGCGAUGCUAAAUUUAGCCUGUUUGUAGUUUUGGAGACCCAGCACUGCACCCUUGAAAAACCUGUACCUAGCCAGGCCCCUGUAGUUGGUGUAGGAGAAGGUAGUUUUACAAAUGUGUGCCUUAAAGCAGAUAUCCUAUAAACUGGAGAGGAAAUGGUGUUUCGACACUGUGUCAAGCUUGUGAAGUGCAGAUGUUUUGAAACACUGCUCCGAAGCAUGGUUCAAAACACCUGGGUCACAUGACCACAACUAAACAAGGUUUUGGUGCACUUCACCCCAAUUUCAACCGGUGCCAAACCUGCUCCUUCUAGGUAUUACAAAGCACCAGGAUUCCAAUGUUUCAAGAAUCUGAGUCAUUUGUAAUUACUGAAUUAAUGUUUAUGAUACUAUUACUUCAAUUAAACACUGGAAUCUAUAGUGUAAUCAAUCCAAUAUUAUAUAGAUAUAUACAUAAUAUGUAAGGACCUCUUUUGAAUGAUUACUAGCAUUAAGACAGAGACUGGGGGCUUCUAGCACGAAGCUGACACUAACACCUGGAAAGCUUCAAAAUCAACUGAAGACGUCCAAAGUUUGAAGGCUUUGAGGAAAAAACGAGACAGACUGAGCUCCAGACAGCUGGAAACCUCUGUGGUUAUUCCAGUAAACACAGCGGCCUUUUCUAAGAAUGAUUUACUUUGUAAAUUAAGUUGCUGAAAGCAAUAUGACUAUUAACAGAGGAAGAAUUUUGCUGAAGUACACCGAUCACUAUAGUCACAGGCUGCCACCCAUCUUUAACGGUCCCAAUAUUUUUCUGGCCUCCAAAAUAUGUGUUGAUCAUAAUUAUUAACAGUCUGGUAUAAUAAGAAGCUUUGUUUGGAAUUGUGCAGAGCUUGUCUGUGCCAGUGUAGUGUACUGGUGUAGUGAAAGUUGGCCAGCAGAUGUCAUCAUGGAGACGGGUUUCAGAUUGUUUCAAAGCCUCAAUACAUCUCUGGCACAAAUGCUUUGAGUGUUUCAGUGUUUCACAAAGUCUUACUUUGCCCAUCUAUAGGUUUGAUUUACCCCGUUAUAACUGCCCUAACACACAACAAACACAGGGGACAUAACUACUGGCUGAUCAGUCCAGACACAUAAGGUAAUAACAAAUUCUAACAAAUUAUGUAACACCAAACAAAACAAAAUAACUGUUAGUUUAAUAACCUCUUCAAAUCACUAAUACUCAACAGAAUACAAAGUAAAUAGACAACUCAUAAGUCAAAGGAAAUGUACAACUUAAAAUUAAUUAUAUAUUCUCCCCCAUGUAAAAGGUACACUUGGUAUGGCCCAAUCAGCUCUUCCUGUAUAUAAGUAUCCCAGAAUGCAUAUUGUUUUGCCCAACUUCAGCUGUGUUGCUGCACAUGCAGCUGUCACAAGCCUAGGAAAGUUUGUUCUGUUGUCUUAUGUGGAAAAUUGUGAGAUGCACAUGUUUUUGUUCUUUUGUGCUGGCCUACAUCACCAUCAUUUGAUGCGUCAAGUUUAGAUUAACCAUGGCAGAAUUGCUACUGUAAAAGGAGCCACAAUUAAAAGGACUUCGUGGUCAAUAUGGGCAGGAGAAAUAACUGCAGCCACAAAAGUUUGCCCUUUAUUAUUUAAGAAAAAAAAUUUAAUGUAAUUUAAUGUUAUAGCAGCCUGGGUGUUUUAUUAUCAUGUUGAAAUUGAAUACUGUUUGUGUCACUAAUGGCGUAACUGGCUGCAAAAUAUUUGUGAGUUGCCUUGGAGGUGAUACAGCUUGAAUCCUCACUGUAAUCAGUAUUAUUGCAUAAAAUAUAAUAAAUAAAAACAUGAAAAUAUAUAUUUAUAAAAUAAAAAUGAAAUUAUAAUAUACAAAAAUGACCCUUCUAUCAGAACAGAGGCAAAAAGGCAAAAUAUAACAGUGAAUGCCUAGUGUGAGUCUAUAUAUUAGUAAAAACUAAAACCUGUUUGUAGAUUCUGUGUUACCCAGAGAAUAGCUUUGUGCGCCAAUUCAAUUUUAAACAAUUUUCUUAAAGGCCACUUUACCUAACUCAAAGCAUUCAAUGGAGAUGUGCCAUGUACAUUAGCUGAACUGUAAAGACACAAGCUUGCAGAGAAGCUGACACUAACACCUGCCACUAAAUUUGCUAAUGUACUAUGCGUACAUUAGAAUUCAGAGAAAAGUUUAACCUGCCAGUUAAAUGUUUUAAACUUGUUUUCACUGAUCCCUUGUAAUAUGUGUUUGCACUUUUGUUUUUUAGUUGAAACCCAUUAUAUGUGAUGUCCUAUAUAUGCAUCGGUGUAGAGAAUUUGGGGGCCAACAAAAAUGAGGAGAAAGCUAACAACAACAACAAAAAACAGUUUCAACCAAGAGAGGUCUAAGUUCUGCACAGUAAGGAUACAUUAUAUAUCCUUUCUGUGUGUAGAACAGUUCUGAAUUUGAGAAUAGGUUGUUGUUCGUUUGUUUUUGCAUUUUUAGCUUGUACCUUAAAAAGUCCAGUCAGCUUGUCAAUUUUUUUGAAUACCAAAACCUAUAAAAAGUACCCUUGGAUUCAAAUGUACUAUUAUUUUAAAUGUUUGUAAAAAUAUAGUGAUGUUUUCAGCAUCAGUUUAAUAUUGAAUAAAAUCAGAUCUAAUAUCAAAUAUGUUGGACAUGAAAUAUUAUGUUUUCUAAAAAUUGCUAGGAAAAGGCCCUAAAUGUCUGAUGAUGUGGGGUGGCCAAAUACUCUGCAUUGCUGUAAAAGGUAGCAUAGCAAGGAUACAUGGUAAAUGAAGACGGUUUUCAUGAAUGAUGCAUGAUGAUACAUACUGUAUGACUUUAAAUCAUAGAAUCAUUAGAUUGCAUUAUUAACAGUACUGGGUGGCAGACUGCCCUUUAACUAUCACUGGUGCUGAUGGUGGUCCCCUCUGCUGCGGGUAUCUUUUGCGUUGGAAUGUGACUGGAGGCUUUUCUCCUUUUCUGCAUCACCCUGUGAUAGGUUUGUAGCUUAAACCCAUUCGCUGGAACGUUCAAGACAAUUCAACUACACAGCAAAAGCAAGACACGAGUAGGCAAAGUUCUUUGUGUUACUCAUGCAUGAGGGAGGCCUGCCUGGAGCCAAGUGUCGUUCCACCCAUUGACCUCCGUCAGCCUCUCAGCCAGGUUCCCUGUAGCACUCCUUUUAUUGUGGUCACAUGAAUAUGCAUAGGUUCAUUAACAUAUGACGUUUCAUAUAGGUAUACAUGUGGACAAAGAAUAACUUGUCUGUGUGUGUGUGUGUGUGUG